Molecule: messenger RNA, 1588 nt
Organism: Clupea harengus (Atlantic herring)
Lineage: Eukaryota; Metazoa; Chordata; Actinopteri; Clupeiformes; Clupeidae
Gene: cd40
Product: CD40 molecule, TNF receptor superfamily member 5
Biological process (GO): immune response-regulating cell surface receptor signaling pathway
Cellular component (GO): CD40 receptor complex; external side of plasma membrane
Molecular function (GO): protein binding
Source: RefSeq, a predicted model, not a curated record
GAUGACAUUGCAAACUAUCAUACUGUCUACAGUUGAGGUGUCACUAUUAAAAGAGAGUCACGUGGUUGCUUUGAAAAGGGAACUUGGAAUCCCCCCGAACAAGAGCGGUCUUAAACUACACCUUCUGCUAACGGAGGACUACACGCUCCGCGAAAAGCUACCGUAUCUGAGCUGCCCAAACGCAACAGAGUUCGUGGAAAUGAAGUGUUAUAUCGUCUUAUUGUUGAUUCAAUCCGUCUUUCAUGUACAAUGCUGCGACCUCACGAAAAACUUUCAUCGUGGGGAAGACUGUUGCAAGAUGUGUGGGCCUGGAACAAGGAUGCCAAACACUGGCGACUGCAAAGAUCCCCGAUGUGUAGCGUGUCAAGACGAUGAAUAUCAGGAUGGGUACACAAAAGAGGUGAAAUGUAAUCGCCAGCCAUACUGUGAUCCAAAUCUUCAUAUGGAGUCAGUGAAGCCCCUCACAAAGGAACACAUCAGUAUGUGUGUGUGUAUGAAGGAUCAUCAUUGUGCCAGCGCAUCAUGUACCGAGUGUAACUCAAACAGCCUGUGCCCACCCGGCCAUAAGGUGGCUCAAAACGCCACUCGGAAUACUGACACUGAGUGUGAUGAAUGCCCUUCUGGAACUUUCUCAAGUGAACAUUCAGCGAACAGCUGUCACCCAUGGACAGUGUGUGGAGGUGUGGAUGUUAAACAGGAAGGCACUACAAAGAGUGACAGAAUUUGUGGAGAUCGGGGAAAAGCACAUCACGUUGGUCUUAUUGCAGUUGCAGUCACAGUCAUUGUAUUAAUCUUCGCCAUCCUUGUCGGGAUAUGUCUGUGGCAAAAAGGAAAAUGUGGAGUAGAUCUGGGCAAAAAGACAAAACAGAUACAAAAGUAUUUUGAACAUGUGAAGGAUAAUGAAGACAUUGAGGCUGGGAAGAAGGAACAGACUGAACUUCUCUAUGUGGUUGGACAAGAAGCUGAGGAGAAUGAGGUCAAGGAUGACACCCGAGCUGGUGUUCAGGAAGGAGGCGCGGGAGGUGACAGUAACCCCACUACUAGAACCCGCUCCGAGGGAGGACAGAUCGUACAGCAGGAGGAGGGCAAAGAGGAUGUGCUCUCACAGACUACAUCCUGUGCGUCCGAAUCAGAUGUGUGCUUUGGACCGUAAGGUGAUGUUUCCCAUGAUGACCCUAUCAGGAAUGUGUGGCAUAUUCGAUGUGCUGUUGGUACACCUGCUUGGAAAAUGUGCAACUUCUCUCCAGUUUCUUGGGCGCUGAUAUUGUUGUAAGCAUUACACCACCUACUGAACCGCAUCUGAGCAGCAGCCAGCUACUAUUGCUUCAUGCACACUGCAUUGUGAAGUGUAUGUCCCUAAUCAUAAAAAGUCUAAGCAUGGUGUAAAUAAUGAAAUCAUUAAGCUCUUUGCCAUGACCAGGCACAGGAGAAUGUUUUUCUGCUGCUCUGCACACAAAGUUAACUAAGUCUUUGUUAAAUGUUUUUUCUAAAGGUUUUUAUAUAUCUCGUUGUUUAAAUGAAUUGUUUUGGAGAUAGGAAUUGUAAGGAGUGUACAUGUAUAGCAUAAUUAAAACCUUUUCUGUCUCUA